Molecule: messenger RNA, 2336 nt
Organism: Lathyrus oleraceus (garden pea)
Lineage: Eukaryota; Viridiplantae; Streptophyta; Magnoliopsida; Fabales; Fabaceae
Product: la-related protein 1B
Exons: 6
Coding region: 260-1873 (537 amino acids)
Molecular function (GO): RNA binding
Source: RefSeq, a predicted model, not a curated record
GAGUCAAGAGCAGAGAAGGAAGAAAAGUCUUAUUUUUUUUGUUAAGGAGAUGGUUUCUUCUCUAACUGGAAUUAUUCUAUCACUCUAGUUAGAGAAUCCAAAUUUCCAAACCAUAUGAUUUUUAUUCCUUUUUACUUUAUUUGAUUUUCUUCCAUUUAUAUAUUUAUUUAUUCAUUUUCAUUCUAUACUCAUUAUUUUCUGCAUUUUAUUUUUCAUUUUUCACACUCAACCGAGAACUACAAACCCUAAUUAUCAAUCAAUGGUUAUCACUACUAAAUCUUCCUCUAAUAACCACCCUCCGAUAAUCGCGCCGUCAUCGUCGGCGCCGCCGGAGGAUGAGGUUGUUAUCCCUAAUUUCACGCCGAAAACCCUUCCUUCGCCGUGGGCUCAGGUUGUUCGCGGCGGCGAGGUGGAAUCGCCUACCGGCAUUCAUCAAUCUCUGCCUUCGUCAUCGUCGUCUUCCUCGUCCUCUUUGACUACUGGUGCUUCCGAUCAAGCGCCGUCUUCUGAUCAUUCGUCAAAGGAGAUAUCUACUCCGCAGCAGUCAAAGGAAGUUUCUGCUCCGCAGCCGCCGGUGGUCGAGAACUCCGUUAAGACAGUAGAUACCUCCGAUGGUAGUGAUGGCAAUGCAGGUCGUUCUAAGAAGCCUGCAUGGAACAAGCCCUCUAACGGAGUCGUCAUCGAGACUGGUCCUGUCAUGGGUGCUGAAUCCUGGCCUGCCCUUUCUGAAUCCGCCAAAAUUUCUGCUAAAUCGAUAGCUGAAUCGGCCUCCAAAGUUGCUUCUGCUGAAGGAUCAACUUCCACUUCUCAGGCGCCUGUAAUUUCACACCCUCCUCAGAGACAUGGUACUAGUAACCCUAGACCUGGUUCAGCUACAAACAGUAAUAUGCCCAAUAGGCUAAGACCUAUUAGGCCAGUGGGUGGCAUCAACAUUGGGCACGGUCCUUCUCAUACUCAGAGUAGCUUAUCCAACCCUCCUACUCCUCCACCAUUGCCUCCCUUUCCUGUAUAUCAGCUCCCUCCAGUUAACUUUCGGAAUAUGGGGCCAAGUAUCCCUGACUCUUCUCCAAGAGAUCAUCACCGAAACAAUACCUGGGAUGCAAGACCAUUGGUAGGGGGUUCCCCUCGCAGGGGUAGUUUUGGGACUCGUACACGGGGAGAUGGUUCCUAUCAUCAUAAUAAUUAUAGUAACAGACGUGAUCAAGAUCGGGGAAAUUAUGUGAAUACUAGAGAUGCUCAUGUAUCCCAACCAAGGAUGCCUCCGAGAGGAAUAUUGAGGCACCCACCACCACCACCUAGUACUGCUGCAUUUCUGGGUCCUCAGCCCAUUGCACCCUUUCCAAACCCUGUUGCUUAUCCUGAUGUGUAUUACUUUCCAGCAGUCCCGUUGGAUCCCUUUAGGGGCAUGCCAUUCUUUCCCCCCAGCCCUUCUCCUGCAACAGUCUACCCUGCUGCAGAAUCUUCUUUCUCCAAUGUGAUAGUCAACCAGAUUGAUUAUUACUUUAGUGAUACUAAUUUGGUGAAAGAUGAGUUUUUAAAGCAAAAUAUGGAUGAAGAGGGUUGGGUUUCAAUAACCGUGAUAGCAAACUUCCCUCGGGUUAAAAGUUUGACAAGCAACGUUCAGUUGCUUCUGGAUUCAAUGAAAAACUCAACUGUUGUGGACGUCAAGGGUGACAAAUUGAGAAGACGUUAUGACUGGAUGAAAUGGUUGUCCUCUUCUCAGGUUCAAGUUGAUUCUGGUUCAGUUUCACCUAGUGAAUCGAGCUACAAUAACCUCGCUGCUGAUUUGCAAACAAUCAAUCUGGAAACAACUAAAGCUGAAGGUGAGUCUCAACACUCUAAUGGUGGCGAUGAUGCUGGGAACACCAAUUAAAACUGUACUUGCACUUAAUGCUCAUCUGAAUUCUCAACUUUGUUUACUGUCUAAAUUUUAUAGCCCGUGGUCCAUUAUUUUGGAAUUUUUUCUUUUUUAUCCUCUUUCUUUUGAGGGGGAAGGGAGUAGAGGUGGUAUGAAAGUUGAUUCUCUCUACGGUCACUUGGCUCGAUUUUGACAGUAAUUUUAAAUUAAGUCGUGACGAAUAAGAAUAAUUCACAAUUACUACGACAGUCUAAAGAUAAAAGAGUUUAAUGAGACUUAAACUUUGGAAUUUUGCCUGAGGCGGAUCUAAUGAGAUCAUUGAUUUGUAUAGGUUAUAUUUAUCAUGGAUUUUUUUUCCUAUUUUUGAUGGUUUGUGGUAGAACGGGUUGGAUAAGUCUGUUUUUGGUGGAUGAUAUGAAUUUUAGACUCUGUAAUGGGAAUUUUGCUCUUUAAAUGAAUGAGUGUUGUUGUAUGUCUA